GCAGCGGCCGCGGCGAUGGCGGACAGCGCCAGCGAGAGCGACACAGACGGCGCGGGGGGCAGCGGCGUGGCGCCGACGGGCUGCGCGGCGGGGCCCGGCGCGGGGGGCGGCAAGGCGGGCGGCAUCGUGAUCUCGCCGUUCCGGCUGGAGGAGCUGACGAACCGGCUGGCCUCGCUGCAGCAGGAGAACAAGGUGCUGAAGAUCGAGCUGGAGACCUACAAGCUGAAGUGCAAAGCGCUGCAGGAGGAGAACCGCGACCUGCGCAAGGCCAGCGUCACCAUCCAAGCAAGGGCAGAACAGGAAGAGGAGUUCAUCAGUAAUACUCUAUUUAAGAAGAUUCAAGCUUUGCAGAAGGAGAAAGAGACACUUGCAGUAAACUAUGAAAAGGAAGAAGAAUUUCUCACUAAUGAACUCUCAAGGAAACUGAUGCAGCUACAGCAUGAAAAGGCUGAACUGGAGCAGCAUUUAGAGCAGGAACAGGAGUUUCAAGUGAACAAGCUGAUGAAGAAAAUUAAAAAACUGGAAAACGAUACCAUUUCUAAGCAGCUCACUUUGGAGCAGCUAAGACGAGAGAAGAUUGACCUUGAAAAUACAUUGGAACAAGAACAAGAAGCACUAGUGAAUCGUCUCUGGAAGAGGAUGGAUAAACUUGAAGCAGAGAAACGAAUUUUGCAGGAGAAGUUAGACCAACCAGUCUCUGCUCCACCAUCACCUCGAGACAUAUCAAUGGAAAUAGAUUCCCCAGAAAAUAUGAUGCGACAUAUCAGAUUUUUAAAGAAUGAAGUAGAGAGGUUAAAGAAACAACUAAGAGCUGCACAGUUGCAACAUUCAGAGAAGAUGGCGCAAUAUUUAGAGGAGGAACGUCAUAUGAGAGAAGAGAAUUUAAGGCUCCAAAGAAAACUGCAGAGGGAGAUGGAGCGAAGGGAAGCUCUAUGCAGACAACUGUCAGAAAGCGAAUCCAGCUUAGAAAUGGAUGACGAAAGAUAUUUUAAUGAGAUGUCUGCACAAGGAUUAAGACCUCGCACUGUGUCCAGUCCAAUCCCGUAUACACCUUCACCAAGUUCUAGCAGACCUAUAUCACCUGGUCUAUCAUAUGCAAGUCACACAGUUGGUUUUACACCACCAACUUCACUGACUAGAGCCGGAAUGUCUUACUACAACUCCCCAGGCCUUCAUGUGCAACAUAUGGGACCGUCCCAUGGAAUUUCAAGGCCUUCACCACGAAGAAGUAACAGCCCUGACAAAUUUAAACGUCCCACUCCUCCUCCUUCUCCAAACACGCAGACCCCAGUCCAGCCACCUCCUCCACCUCCACCACCACCUGUGCAGCCUACAGUCCAAUCAACAGCAUCGCAGUCAGCCACUUUUCAGCAUUCAGUGCAUCCCUCCUCUCAGCCUUAGUGCAUGUGCUCAGCAGUCUGUAUUCAGAGUUGGACUCAUAACACGGAGCAGUUUACUAAAAGCCAAAGGCUUACCUGGCAUAUUUGGAUUUGACUUACUUGCACUGAGGUUAUAUAGGCUUCAUUGUUAAUUGUGUUGUAAACAUUUGUCUAAAAAUGCAGCCAGUGUUGUGGGUCUACAACACUAAUUUAACAAAAUUUUCCAUCAGUGUUUACUUGAACUACAUGUAUGUCCAUUCUCUGGCUGGAACAUUUGCUACUCUCUUUGGUAAUACGGCAUUAUGUCGUUUUGCUUGGCUCCAAAGCUUCAUUUUCCUGGCUUUUAGGUUUGUAAAAUUAAAGGGAUAUCUUUUUAUAUUCUUUUCAUGACAAUUUGCAUAAAAUUACAGGCAUGAUGGGCUAUAUUAUAAAUUCCUAAAUAUUAACAGUGUUUACCAAGCAUACGGUAAAUCAGCACUACAUUUCAGUAAUCUGAAGAUACAGCUUUUAGUGCAAAAGUGAAAGUCAGACACAUUAAUCAGUGCCCAAGACUAUACUCUUAUUGUAUCACCUAAUAAAUACGCUUAAUACAGGUUCAGUAUUCAGUACACAUGACACAUUCAUACCUGUUUAAAAAAAAAAAAACCAAAAAAACAAAACCUCAAAUGUUUGGUGCAGUCUGAAGUUAAAUGUGGGGAAUCUAACUUGUCAAAGUAUAUGGAAUGUACAAGUCAUGACCUUAAGAUUUGAUUGUCUAAUUUAUCAUUUACGUUAACUUGUAAGCUGUCCAUACUGUAUGUUCUGUCACAAUGAACUUCUAUAAGUGUGGUCCUGCCAACAAGUUACUGGUGGCUGAUUAAAGUGUGCUGUUUGAUUUCUGCUGCAGAAGGCAAUGUGAUUGUAGAGAACAGCUGAUUUUUUUUUCUUGUUGAAAUAUGUUAAUUGUGAUUUCCCCUAAAACAAAGUUUGAACAACUAUUUUAAAUGUUCAAAAGACUAUUAGAGAAUAUGGUAUAAGAUGAAUAUUAUAGGAAUAUAUUGGCAUAACAGCCAAAAAUGUUGUAUUGCUUGGUAGAAACAGAACAGAGUACAGAGAAAGUAGCACAACAUGGCACUAAUGAAUGCUUAUUUAGCAGCCUAAGCCGGUACAAUGUAUGAAGAAAUGUAUUCUGAAUACAUUCUUUCAAUUCAUUUAGCACAAAUAAAUUGUUUGGUUUCACUUUGCAGUGGAACAAAGUGUCACUUUUUUCUUUAAUACUAGCAUCUUGCCUAGUUUUAUUUUUAAGUUCCUGUUGGCUAGGUUUAUAUAAUAUUGAUAUUUUUAAGUGGUUUACCUCAUAUAUUAGCAUACGUGGGCCAUGGAAAAAAUAAUUAGAAAAUGUGUAUUUGAGAAUAUGUAUCUGGUUCUAAUGAGAACAGAACAUCACAUACCUUAUUUGUUUACAAAAGCUUUUUGGCACACCUAACAUUUCAUUGAGCAUGUUCUUAAGAAGGAAAUUUAGAAAUUUGGAUAUUUACUAACGUACAUACAUUUUCAUAUUUGCCAUUCAACAACUAUGUAAAAAUAACAGGGUGAAAAUGGUAAUCAAUGAUAGCAAUCAAAAUAUCAAGUUAAAAUAGUGUUUUAAAAUGUUCAGUUAAGGUCAAAGCAAAAGUGGAAUUUCAUCAAUAUAGCUAUGUAGUUUCAGAUCUUAAAAAGAGUUUAGAAAAAUGUGUGUGUAUAUAUAGUAUGUUACAGUUGUUAAGCCAACAUGAGAUCAAGUGCAUUAUUAAAUGCCACUAGUUAGGUUGCAACUUUCUGGUAAAAUGGCACUGUCAAGGUUGAGACAGGCCUAAAAAUUGACCUAUGCGCCCAUCUGGAAAUUUUCAACUUUAUUUCUUUUUCUAACCACCUUUUCAACCCAUCUUUCUCCCUUCCAGUCAUGAAGCUCAGUAAACUGCUUGUAUACAAAUUGUCUGACACAGAAGAUGCUCACUGUUCUAAGUCUCAGCUGUGAGCAUUUUAUUAAAUAAAAUUUCUGAAGCAGUUGCAGGAUUGUAUUGGAAAAAUUACAGAAAGUCAAAAGUUAUAGUCCUGAUGGGACUAGUGGCACAAUAGAGUCAAUAUGUAGAUUUCACACUGUUUGUGUUUUUUUGUAAAUAUAACAAAUAGAAAAAAUAUAUAUUCCUACAAAUAAGAUUCCUGCUCAUGUAUAUCACUGACUGUUUAAAACAUAGUGCCCACCUUUCUAAAGUGCUUUGAGACUCUUGGACAAAAGGGGCUAUAUAUGUUUAAGCUAGUACUAGUGGUAGUGUAAAAGCUGGCUAAAGAAUAAGAGGUGUGUGAUAGUCUUGCUUUAAUAUCUUCAAAAAAAUUAAAAUAACCUAGCAUAAUUAAAAUUUUAAGCUUGGUGUAAAAUUGAAAUUCUGUAAUGCAAGGUUUGAGCAUUGUUAUAAGAUAUCACACAGUGAACUCUCCCUUAUUAGUGUGUGAUUUGUUGCUAGUUGAAAGCAAAGAACUGACAGAUGUAUACUAAAUGCUGAAAAUGUAACAAGGCGCUGAAGUGGCCUUACCUAGCUAAUAAGGUUGAACAAACAUUCUCUUGGAGACAGAAGUGUUAACUUCUAUUUGUAGAUUUUUGAAUAAGAUACAGAAUUGUGCACAUCCUUCUAAUAAACAUCAAUGGAUUUUCA
Messenger RNA from Mauremys reevesii (Reeves's turtle), 4051 nucleotides. It is a transcript of the gene CCDC6, whose product is annotated as coiled-coil domain containing 6. The transcript has 9 exons. The coding region runs from base 16 to 1401 and encodes 461 amino acids. NCBI's taxonomy places the organism in Eukaryota, Metazoa, Chordata, Testudines, Geoemydidae. The record is from RefSeq and is a predicted model, not a curated record.